This is a messenger RNA of Liolophura sinensis, 2120 nucleotides long. RefSeq lists its product as uncharacterized. NCBI's taxonomy places the organism in Eukaryota, Metazoa, Mollusca, Polyplacophora, Chitonida, Chitonidae. The record is from RefSeq and is a predicted model, not a curated record. The transcript has 7 exons. The coding region runs from base 72 to 1142 and encodes 356 amino acids.
ACAAAAUGGCGCCCUUCACGGCUGUAGUUCAUGUAUGGAAGCUAGAUUAAGAGACACGGUCAGAAGACAACAUGGGGAGGAUGUUAGCUAUGGAAUCCCUUGAUUUUGUGCUAUUUCAUUCCCUUGUCCUGACAAUAGUGACCUGUGUGGAAUUUGAAUGUUUUCAAUACAGCGACCAUUUGACAGACAAGGCAAUGUACAGAUUGAAGGAACGAGGACUGUGGAAGAACCUAACUUGUAGGCCCGGCACCAAGUGGAACCGGAACGGGUGCUACUGUGCCACUGACUGGACGGAAGAGGAAGCACAUGACCCGCAGCACACUCACUGCGACAACUUUCAAACUGUGGCCGGUGAACCGUCUCAGUAUAAGCAAAAGAAUCCUACCAACAACAGUUGGGAAACCAAGGACUGUCGAGACUUUGAUGAAAAACUCUCGUGGAACCAAACAGUUUGUCAAUGUGUACAACACCAGGAGACGAUCAAUGUUGAUCCGGACAGCACGGCGUGUGACACCAUGUUUGAUUAUUGUUUCGACACAGACACGGUCAGCUCUAAAUAUUACAUUAAAAAGACAAACAAACAAAAGACACAAACUGUUGAAGACGUGGACGCAUAUAAUGGCAAAGCCGUUUUCCUCAAUCAAGCUCCGCUUUUGGUACCCAUCUUCCUCAACAACGAACUGGGAGUCUCCUUUCAGAUUUACGUCAGAUUUAAACUUGAGGCCACAAACAGGGAAGAUUUAAAAGACAAGUAUCAAGUGAUAUUCUCCAGUAAGGGUGAAAAUCACACCGCAACUAUAUCUUGCAGUUAUAAGCCAAGCACCUAUACUUAUCGGUUACUCCUUCAGAACGAAACUCAACCAGCUCCGGUGAUACAGGAAUGCUUUUAUGAAGCUGGAGACAAGUUUACCUCUUGGAAGAGCAUAUAUAUCCUAUAUCAGGAUGGUGAAGUUAUCAUGGCUGUUAACGGAAAGCCAUGUUUACAGUUUGAGUUCACAGGGUAUCCAAAGUUUAAGUGUCCUUUGGCUAUAGGGGGGUACCCAUCUACAUAUGAUGAUGGACGGACCUCGGAUGAAUCCAUUAUGCUCGGAUAUAUUGACGUGAUGUCAGUGGACAGGAAUUGCAGGUCGCCAAUCCCGUAAUAAACUGAUUUAUCAGAAAUGUCCGUAAUGUAAUAAAGGGGGAUAACCAAGGGAAUCUACAUACCUAAGUCCUUAUGGCUAUACUAUAGUUUGCAGCCAGGACUUGGGCAUCAUCGCACAGCAAGUGACUGAUUUCCCUGCCACAGGUAGUCAGCAUGAAUAAGUGAAUAGUUAUUAAUGUGCUUAUCUGCUGCAGCAAUUGGGUAAUUACCUUAUCAUUAUGCAAUUCGCACGCAUACAUCUAAAAGCACCACUUAACUGUUGUUCUUAUUAGUUUUAGAAAUGCAUAUUAUAUUUAUUAUGUUUCUGAUAUGUGGCAAAUUUAUGUUCAAAAAUGUGGGUUAAUGUCUGUGUUAUAUUUUGAACUAUUCCUCUGUAUGUGCCAAGGGUAUAAUAGCCAUAAUCUGGCAACUGAUCUUGGUUCAGGUAAAACAGACUUCCCUUCUCAUUAUAAAUGAAUUAUUUCCAAGUUAUUUAAGUUAUGGUUAAAAAUAAUUUCCCACGAGAGGUGCUCACAUUAAAUACUAUCUGUAGAUGAGAGUUAAUAAAAUUUACUUACCUGUACAACAGUUUAAUUAGCCGUGUGCAUUGGAGAUGUCUCUAUGCUGACAUUUUUCUACUUUCAUUAUUUUCCACAUGCAAUGAAUUUUAUAAUGCUCCAGUGACUAGCAUCUUUGAAUACGACAUCAGUGAUAACAGCUGUGCUUUAUAUACACAUUGUUUUAUAUACUAGGUAUAUAUUAUUGUCUGCAUCUUGUCAUCUUUAUUUAAUUUUAUUAUUUUUCAACGUGCAGUGAAUUGUAUAAUGUAUGAGUGAUUGAUGCUCUGUGAAACCUACAUUUGUGAAAAUUGAAAUGAAGCUGUUGUGCUACAUCUUCAUGUACACAAGAAUGAAUUCGUCUUUCAUUUAGUGUGUUGAUAUGCCAUAAUGCGUUUAUUCUAUAUUAGCUAUCAAAAUUUUAAAAAAAUAAUAAAACA